Messenger RNA from Magallana angulata, 3340 nucleotides. RefSeq lists its product as uncharacterized. The record is from RefSeq and is a predicted model, not a curated record. The transcript has 22 exons. Bases 32 to 2803 code for a protein of 923 amino acids. NCBI's taxonomy places the organism in Eukaryota, Metazoa, Mollusca, Bivalvia, Ostreida, Ostreidae.
GCUUGAAAUACUGAAAAAUGAAAGUCUAAACAUGAACGAAAUAAUUUCAAAAAUAUGCUUUAUUUCAAAAUUUGCUCUAUUUUGUUUCUUGCCAAUAUUUCUAAAAUUUCCAAUAGCUGACGCCAAUGGAGUUGUGUAUUUUCAAGAUUUUGUUCCAUCCGUCAUAGACAGACACAUCAAGUCAUCGAGACAUCUGCCUGUUUGCAUUUUGCUUAGAGAAACUGCUAAGAAAGGAUCUAAAUUGGAGAAACAAAUCUACACUCUCUGGAAAAAUGAUUCCAAUAGUUAUAAAGACUGGCAGUUCGGAUCAUAUUCAUUUGACAAAAAUGAAAUGGUCAGGGAGAAGAGGCCUGACUUUAUGCCAGCAGUGAAGUGUUACCUGGGCCAGUCAUCCUCUUACCUGUAUGAAGGAGAAGCCAAGAGGUCUCUCAUCCACCAGUGGCUCAGUAAACUGGUUGAUAAGCAUGCUGAACAGCUGCAGGAUGCUACUCCAGACCUCAUUCAUACAGCCAUAAACACACACAAUGUGACCAUCCUGGCUUUUCCAGAUCAUCACAACCACCACCAUGUGGAAGAAAAGGUGUUCCAGCUGAGUGAGACUACUCCAAGCUGUAAAGCUUUUGUUGUUCACCCAUAUUCCAUUCAUGCAAGUGAACUUAAAGAGAUUUACGAGGUGCCAGAUAUACCAUCUAUUCUAGUAAUAACAAAAGACAGCAAAAAUAGGACCAUGUCCCGCUUGUUUUCAAGGCAGCACAUCCAAACUAAGAUGCUUGACGUCCACCUCCAAGCCCUACAGAUCGACUCUACAAAACUUUACAGUGAGGAGGACUUUGAGAAGAAUGUGAUGACCUUACGAGGGACACGCUACAUCCCUAAACUGAUUGUUUUCUAUGCCUAUUGGGGAGGGAAUGUGGAGGCUUACCUGUCAGCGUUUAAGAGGAGUGUGGAGGAAUUUACAGAGCUCGGGGUUGCCUUGGAGUUCGGAUUAGUUGAUCUCGCCCAGGAACCUGGCAAGAAAUUGGUUUCCAAAUGGAUUAGAAGUGAGGUUGCCAGAAAUGUUCCAUUCACCAUACUGUUCCAUACAGAUGUGAGGAAUGACUACCUAGUACAGCAUGGACUGCUUGGUGAGCGCCCCACCCCCUCCUCUCUGUAUCAGCUGUUCCUGACCGCAUCAGUCAAUGUCACCUACCAGGACGGCAGGGUGUUCAGCGAUUACCUCCCUUAUGGCCAAACAGAUCCUUUACAGUAUUCAUCCUGGGAUGAGGGGCCAAAAGGUCAGCUCUGUCACCCCUGGUCCCACAACAAGACGGACAGUGACCCCACCCCCAGGAUGGUCCCCAAGAAGAAGGGGACAAAAUCUAAACAAGUCCCUGCCAAGAAACACUCAACUCAACAGAGCUGGCAUGACAGGCAUGGAUCUGAAAUUAUUGACAGGAAACUAAAGAAGUUCCAUGGACUUCCUCUUCUAACUCAUGAAAUGUGGUCAGAAGUGAUAGAAAAAUCCCACGCUCCAUCGCACCCUUUGUUGGGAGGAAAAGAGUGGGCAGGGGAGGUCACCAAAGUAGCCCUGGUUGUGUUUGUAAAGGCUGACUGCCGAAGCUGCACAAACAGCCUGGAGACUUUGGUCAAAGUCAACAAAGCUCUUCACUUUUUGGAGGGUGGCUCUUUGUACCUGGUGAACUGUACGACCGAGAGGGAGCUGUGUACAGCACACAAAAUCCGGGGAUACCCUUACAUCACAGCGUUCCGGGGGCAGGGCUGGCUGGGUCACUCCCACUGUGUGUCCCAAAACAGUGAGCACCUGCCCUACACACGCACCGACUACCAUGGGGUUAUUCAGGAGAAAGAAAUUAUGAAAUGGUUUGGAAAAGUAGCAGAAUCAUCCAUCAGAAAUCUUAUGUUUGAAAAUCCUGACACAAACAUGGAAGAAGAUGUGAGACUGAUUGGCACGCUGAUACCCAGGUACUCCCGAUUCCUGCCCCGCCCCCCUCGCUCGAAGAACCAGGAGUAUUACUUCUCCUACCAGUGCUUCCGACUCGUGUGUGAGAGGCUGUUUGGUAGAGCGGCCUGUUACUCUGUGUAUAGCACAGAAAUCCCAGCCAGGGAAUAUAAGGACCCUCACCUAGAGCUUGUUGUGACCAAGGUUUGGAUGAAGAGGAGAGACGGAGCGGAUGCAGUGAUCACUCAGCUGGGCAAGUCCCUAGCCUCCCUGCUGGAGGAACAGGAAGGGUCCGCCAUCCACAGAUUCCACUCCAAACACAGGUAUAACUUUGGUCCUAACCUGAAGUGUGAAGAUGACCACGGUCUCUGUACAGACUUCAUCACUUCCUUCACCAAGGACCAUGCCCGGCUCCCUGUCACACACAUCACCUCUGACGCCUUUCACACCGACCUAAGGUCAGAAAAUGAAGAACUUCCUGUAUUGAUCGCUCUAGUACAUCAGGAAAACAUCACAGAUAAUUCAGAUUUUCUACAGACCCUUCACGCUGUAGCCCGUGAGUUGUAUGACCGCCUCGUGGUCACCACUUUAGAUGUCAGCCAGUACCCUGCGUGGGCGGGGCAAUUUGUCCCCGCAAAUUACAAAUCAAUCCUCAUUGCAGAGGAUCGAGAUGUUGAGGGAAUGUACUCAUUUCCCAGAAUGUGUAUUGUGCUUAGACAUGACCACAGAAAAGCUAUCUUCUAUCCACCUCUUGGCAAAACCAGAAAAACUACAAAAUGGUUCCAGAAAGACAUUAUGAAGAAGUUUCUUGAAAAAUUUCUAAUAAGUCCUGAAAAGUACAUGAUUCAAACAGAACAUUUUUAGACACAGAGAGAGAGAGAGAGAGAGAGAGAGAGAGAGAGAGAGAGAGAGAGAGAUGAAACUAUUUUUUUUAUACACAGUAACUGUAAAGUAAACUUUUUCAGUCUUUUGCUACUAAAGUUUAUAUAUAAUUUUUUUUAUAUUUAUUUAUAGUACUAUAAUAUUUUUUCUCUGUUUAUGAAUACUUGUGUAUUUCUAUUUUUUAGUAGAUAAUUGAUAUUUAAUUCUAUAAUGUACUUAUGAUUGUCUUCAGACCACAACUGAUCUUAUGAAUAUAUCUGCAUGUAUGAUCUGUAAUUGUGAUUAUGAUAUCUUUAUCACUAGAGCUGUGAGCAAUGUUUAAUCCGUCCAACUGUUUUUUUAUUAUCUAUGUUUCGUAUAAUUUCAUAACCGUCCUAAUAUUGAUUAUGUACUUGUAUGUACAAUAUGUUAUAAUGUAUUGUUAUUUAUUUUUUUAUGUAUGUAAUGAAUUCUAACAAGAACAGCUGGCUGUUCUUAGAUCUCAGAUAAAACUAAUUAAAUUGUAAAAUAUCUCAAGAA